Raphanus sativus (radish) is the source of this 1584-nucleotide messenger RNA. RefSeq names its product TOM1-like protein 1. Gene Ontology annotation, biological process: protein transport to vacuole involved in ubiquitin-dependent protein catabolic process via the multivesicular body sorting pathway. The record is from RefSeq and is a predicted model, not a curated record. Gene Ontology annotation, molecular function: ubiquitin binding; phosphatidylinositol binding. NCBI's taxonomy places the organism in Eukaryota, Viridiplantae, Streptophyta, Magnoliopsida, Brassicales, Brassicaceae. The coding region runs from base 179 to 1399 and encodes 406 amino acids. The transcript has 4 exons.
AUUCCCGUGACCAAACACACUUAAAGAGAGACGCGUUCUCCUCUUUUUCUUCUUCUGAAUUUACCCGGCGACAACUGCAUAUUGACUUGUCUCCUUCUUGUUGCUAGAAUCGAUCAUUUCCACCUUUCUCAUUCUUCUAGCUUCGGAUCCGUAGCCAAGGUUUGAGUAUCAAGCAAAGAUGAGUGACAAUCUCAUGGACAAAGUGACCGCCUUCGGCGAGCGCCUCAAGAUCGGAGGCUCAGAAGUGAGCAACAAAAUCACCGCCGGCGUUAGCUCCAUGAGCUUAAAAAUGAAGGAGCUGCUUUUCCAAGGCCCCAACCCGACCGACAAAAUAGUCGAGGACGCUACUUCGGAGAAUCUAGAGGAGCCUGACUGGGACAUGAACUUGGAGAUAUGCGACAUGAUCAAUCAAGAGACGAUCAGCAGCGUGGAUUUGAUCCGUGGGAUCAAGAAGCGGAUCAUGAUGAUGAAGCAGCAGCCGAGGGUUCAGUACCUCGCCUUGGUUUUGCUCGAGACGUGUGUUAAGAACUGCGAGAAGGCCUUCUCGGAGGUGGCGGCUGAGAGAGUCCUUGACGAAAUGGUUAGGGUGAUUGAUGAUCCGCAGACGGUUGUGAAUAAUCGUAACAAGGCUUUGAUGCUGAUUGAAGCCUGGGGAGAAUCGACCAGUGAGCUUCGUUACUUACCUGUUUUCGAAGAAACUUACAAGAGCUUAAAAGCGAGAGGUAUCCGCUUCCCUGGACGAGACAACGAGAGCCUGGCACCCAUUUUCACUCCUGCUAGGUCAGCUCCAGCAGUAGAAGUGAGCACUGAACUUCCUCAGCAUGCGCGUGAGCCUGAGCAUGUUCAGUACAAUCCUCCUGUGAGAACCUUUACAGCUGAGCAGACGAAGGAAGCUUUCGAUAUAGCAAGAAACAGCAUUGAACUUCUUUCCACGGUUCUGUCCUCUUCCCCUCAACACGAUGCUUUACAGGAUGACUUAACAACGACACUUGUACAGCAGUGUCGCCAGUCUCAAACCACUGUCCAAAGAAUCAUCGAAACAGCAGGGGAAGACGAGGCUCUUCUGUUCGAAGCCUUGAAUGUGAACGACGAGCUUGUGAAAACUCUGUCCAAGUACGAGGAGAUGAACAAACCCUCUGCACCUUUAACCGCGCCUGAGCCAGCCAUGAUUCCUGUUUCUGAGGAGCCUGAUGACUCUCCGCUUCAUGGAAAAGAAGAAUCUCUGGUCAGAAAAUCGUCGAGUACACGAGCUUUGAUCCAUGGAGGUGGUGGGAGUGGGGAUGACAUGAUGGAUGAUCUUGAUGAGAUGAUAUUUGGCAAGAAGAGCGGCGGUUCCUCGACAGAUGGUGGACAUGACUCGAAGAAGUCGUCUAAAGAUGAUGAUCUCAUUCGAUUCUGAGAUGGUUUUAGUAAUAAAACUAUGUUUAACGGAUUUGGUUUUUAAUUGGUGAUAUGGAACAGUUUCUAUGUAAGUAAUCUGUGUUUGAUUGACUUAUGUUGGGGUUUAUAAUGAAGAGAGCUGUUAUGAGACCAAAUAUUUCUACUUUUAUAUCUUUCUCAAUAAAUUGUUGUGUUUACUGUUUA